Zingiber officinale is the source of this 2886-nucleotide messenger RNA. RefSeq names its product wall-associated receptor kinase 5-like. Gene Ontology annotation, molecular function: polysaccharide binding; calcium ion binding; ATP binding. Gene Ontology annotation, biological process: protein phosphorylation; cell surface receptor signaling pathway. Bases 22 to 2886 code for a protein of 954 amino acids. The transcript is spliced from 5 exons. The record is from RefSeq and is a predicted model, not a curated record. Lineage: Eukaryota; Viridiplantae; Streptophyta; Magnoliopsida; Zingiberales; Zingiberaceae. Gene Ontology annotation, cellular component: plasma membrane.
GGCCAUAAUCAAGAAUAUAAAAUGGAAUUCAUCGGCAAAUUGCUGUUACAUAUUAUAUUAUUGAUAUCAUUGGAGGGUGCUACAAGUUGGCUAAUGGAACAUGAGAAUUUUACUCUCCCUUCCAAUUGUUCCAAAACAUGCGGUGAUAUACAAAUUGAGUAUCCUUUUGGCAUUGGCAUUAAUUGUUCUUAUGCUGUUGGAUUUAAUCUUACUUGUUCACAAGACCAGGAUCAUCCAAGACUCUUGUUAGGAGAUGGCAAUAUCCAAGUAAGAGCUUUUGAUAUGAACGAGGGGCUGGUCAUCAUUGAAUCACCAUAUGCCACAUUGGAUGUGGAUGCACAAUCUAAUCACACUGCAUUGAUCAAUCUUAAGGAUUUACCUCUGUCUUAUAACUUACUUUCAACUGAUUUUGGAAGCUCAUUUGGAUAUAACAUAUUGCAUGUGGCCGGUUGUAGUGUUACUGCCAUUAUUGUUGAUUUGGAUACCAAUACUGCGAUAGAUUCUUGCAAUACAAUAUGCUCCACUACUAUCAACACUCCAACUACUCAUCAGAUAUAUAUGUCUAGAAAUGGAUAUUGUAGCAUUGACUUGUAUAGUGUAAGAUUUAGCAAUCUUUCAUUGGCCAUUCAGUUAAAUCGACUUGAUGAGAAAAUGGAUCAUAUUAUCAUCAAUAGUACCUCCAGCAUCAUAGCCACCAUAUAUGAUGAUGAACUAACUGAUUAUGAUGACUUCCAAAGAUUUAUAGACGAUAGGAAUAGAACUGGAAUGAUGGCCUCUCUCGCUUGGUACUUCAAUGACUAUUCAACAUGCAAAGAGGCUAUGGAGAGGACCAACACUUAUGCAUGUCUUAGUGAUAGAAGUGAAUGUUAUGAUGUCGUCCUUUAUGAAGAAACCAGUGGCUACAAUUGUCGAUGUUCUUCAGAUUAUGUGGGCAAUCCCUACCUGCAUGAUGGUUGUAAAUUAGAUAAAAAUUUUACAUUCACUCCUGCAAAAGAUUGUCAACCCAAAUGCGGAAAUGUUACAAUUUCCUUUCCCUUCGGGCUAAAACAAGGUUGUUAUCGAGACGAAGACUUUGCUCUAACAUGCAAUGAAACCUCCAGCCCUCCAACUCUCCUAUUUAGAGACUAUGUAGUGAGCAACAUUUCAGUGAAGGAAGGCCAACUGGAGUAUACUAUUGAUUUUUAUUCAGAUAAUAGAAAUUCACAUUUCACUUCCUCGAAGGCUCAGAAGGAUCAGACAAUCAUGGAUUGGGUAAUAGACAACCAAUCUUGCAAGGAUGCUGCAAAAGACAACACCAUCUUCGCAUGUAUCUAUGAAAACAGCUCAUGUUUGGAUGUAAAAAAUGAGGGGUAUAGAUGCAUAUGCAAACAUGGUUACGAUGGGAAUCCUUACCUUCCUUUUCCUGAUGGAUGUCAAGUUACAAAAACAUCCUUUCUCACUUUUUCUAAUGCAUGUAUUCUAUAUUGGUAUGUAUAUUUUGAUGUAUUGACAAAGUUUUUUGGAAUUUUAGAUAUCAAUGAAUGUAAUUCUUCAUCAAAAGUUUGCACUGGAAAUUGUAUAAAUACAAAUGGAAGUUUCUAUUGCAUAUGUCCCCAAGGAACAUCUGGUGAUCCUGUUCAAGGAGUAUGCCUCCCCAACAAAAGGAAUUCUCUUUUAUUUGGUGUCAUCCUUGGUGCUAGCAUUGGAACGAGUCUCUUGCUCUUAUGCAUAGCAUUGGUCAUCGUAGGCAAAAAAUGGAAGCAAAGAAAUCAACAGAAAAUCAAAAAAAGGAAUUUUCUAAGGAAUCAUGGUUUGCUACUUCAACAGUUAAUCUCCACAAGUGAUCAUGUUGAAGAGAGAACAAACAUAUUUUCUCUGGAAGAAAUAGAAAAGGCAACAAAUAAUUUUGAUGAAACUCGAGUGCUUGGAAGGGGAGGACAUGGAACAGUUUAUAAAGGAAUUCUAUCAGAUCAACGAGUUGUUGCCAUCAAAAAGUCAAAAAUAGUUAAGACGAGUGAGAUUGACCAAUUUAUAAACGAGAUUGCGAUUCUUUCUCAGAUGAACCAUAGGAAUGUAGUUAAGCUUCUUGGAUGUUGUUUAGAAACCGAAGUUCCUUUACUGAUUUAUGAAUUUAUCUCUAACGGGACCCUUUCUGAUCAUCUACAUGUUUCACAAGAUGAAUCUAAAUUAUCAUGGGAUGAUCGUCUCAGGAUUGCUUCAGAAUCUGCAGGAGCGCUUGCCUAUCUACACUCAGCUGCUUCUAUGUCUGUCUUCCAUAGGGAUGUCAAGUCAUCAAAUAUUCUUUUAGAUGAUACUUUUAAAGCAAAGGUAUCGGACUUUGGAGCAUCAAGAUUUAUUCCUCUUGAUCAAACACACAUAGUUACUGCCAUACAUGGUACCUUUGGGUAUAUCGAUCCAGAGUAUUAUCAAACAAGUCAGUUGACAGAGAAAAGUGAUGUUUAUAGUUUUGGAAUUAUUCUUCUUGAACUUUUAACUGGAAAGAAGCCCAUCUUCUCAACCAAAGAUGGGUUACAACAAAAUCUAGCCAUGAAUUUCCUUCAAGCAACAAGAGAGAAUACGCUGCUUGAUCUUAUAGAAGAUCGUGUCUUGCAAGAAGGAACAAAGCAAGAGUUUCUUGAAAUCAGUAGUCUGAUAGAAAUAUGCCUAAAUUUGAAAGGUGCGAAAAGGCCUACAAUGAAAGAAGUUGAAUAUAAAUUGCAAAGCAUGAGAAAGGUUAGAAUGAAAAAGAAAGGAGUUUGUAUUCUAGAAGGGAAUGAAGAUGUUGAAUGUUUACUCAGUAUGACAUCUCACUCUUCCUCACAAUUGGUGGAUGAAAUAAGUCAAGGAAAUACUAGGAAUUAUAGCUUUGAGAAGGAACUUAUGUGGUCACAAAAUUGCGCUCGUUAA